CGCUGCCCUUUCCUGUUAGCUAACGCAUAGCUUUCAUGUCAUACCACAUUUAGCUACCUGUCUCUAAUCUCUUAUAUUUACUCAAUCUAUAGUACUUUUUCGAUCAAACGCAAAUAUGGCAGAGGCCAUUCAAAAGAAAUUGAAAGCGGAAGUAGAAAAAUAUACACUAAUGCAAAAAGAUGUUAGCAAGAGCAUGUCAGCCAGACAAAAGCUGGAGACGCAGCUGACAGAGAACAACAUUGUCAAAGAGGAACUUGAUCUGCUGGACAGCUCAAACACAGUUUAUAAGCUCAUUGGCCCAGUGUUAGUGAAGCAAGACCUGGAUGAAGCCAAAGCCACAGUCACAAAAAGGCUGGAGUACAUCAACGGAGAGAUUCAAAGGUACGAGAUGCUCCUGAAAGACAUGGAAAAGAAAUCUGAACAGCAUCGAGAAGUCUUGUCCAGUUUGCAGCAGGAGUUUCAGAGAGCUCAGGGCUUGGCUGUGGGCAAAGUUUGACCAAGUGAUCCAGCUGUAUGCUCACACACAUGCGCAUAGAGAUAAAAAUAGAAGGGGUUAGUCACAAUAAAAUGUAAACCUACAACAUAAGGCAGAGUCAAUUCUGCUUGUAUCUUGUCAUUAAGCAGCGUUAUUACUGUGACUUUUCUGUUGUUACUAAUAAACAUGUUUUUCAUGAAAGGUCA
Messenger RNA from Micropterus salmoides (largemouth bass), 681 nucleotides. RefSeq names its product prefoldin subunit 6 (gene pfdn6). Gene Ontology annotation, biological process: protein folding; chaperone-mediated protein complex assembly. The record is from RefSeq and is a predicted model, not a curated record. Gene Ontology annotation, molecular function: protein-folding chaperone binding. Lineage: Eukaryota; Metazoa; Chordata; Actinopteri; Centrarchiformes; Centrarchidae. Gene Ontology annotation, cellular component: prefoldin complex; cytoplasm. Bases 116 to 496 code for a protein of 126 amino acids. The transcript has 4 exons.